CUGGAAGCAGAAGAAACUACAAGUCCCAUGAACGCGUUAACCGGAAAGACCACAGUGCGCAGGCGCACAACAAACGGUCGCGCGGAUUUGAGUUUUGUUUGAAUGUUUAAGGACGGAGUGAAAACACGGUGUUUGUCAAUUUUAGCAAUGUAGAAAAUGGCAGAUACGCUAAAUUUGUCGGAUUCAGAUCGAUCUUCGUCAAGCGACCAGUCUGUAACCAACCGAAGUAACAAUAGAAGUCUGAGAAUCGCUGAAAAGGAAAGAAGAAAGAAUGAGGCGGAGGACUCAUUUGUUCUGGCCGUGAAGUACUUCUCUGAAGUGGAAGAAGGCACUCCUGUAUUUGGGAAUGAUCAGCUGGAUAGGAACCUGGAGGUGGUGGAGAAAGUGGCCUUCAGCAAGGGACUGUCCCCAGAGGCCAUUUCUGUCCUGCUGGAGUUUGCCAUGAGCCUCUGCAUGGGAAACAGUCCAUGUGUGCGGGUGCUCAAGUGUCUGAUUCCCGCCUCUGUGGUGCCACAGCAGGCCGUCGUUCGAGCUGUGGUUUGGCUAAAUGUCAGCAAAAUCCCCAUCAGUACUCAGGUUCUUUUCAUCAAGUGGGUGUUGACCGUGUUUGACCUGAUCGAUGCAAAGGAUCAACUCCGAGCCAUUUAUGGAUUCAUCUUCAGCUUCAUCACAGAAGAGAAUCUGUGUCCGUACAUCUGCCACCUGCUAUACCUUUUAACCAGAAAGGAAAACGUUCAUCUUUAUAGAGUCAGGAAGCUGCUGGAGCUCCAGUCUAAGCUGGGAAGGCAGCCUUUCCUCAUGCACCUACUUUCUCUUUACAAAGUGUUCUGCCCUGAACUUGUGACGCUCUCCAUCCCAUCGAGGAUCCGGAGCGGCUUUAAAAGCUAUAAUUUGCCCUGGAAAUCAGCGCUGAUGGGUGUGCAGAAGAGGAACGGACUGCAGGUCUCCUCCAGCAUCAGUUCAGCUUUCACCGUUAAAGAGAAGAGCAUCUCAAGAAAAAGGAAACACUGCCACCUGGAUCUGCCUGCAUUAAGUUCUGCCCUCAACAAAGAGCCACAAUCGGAUCUAACAUCCAGAAGAAAGAUGGUUCCCCUUGUGCAGCUGUCCUCCUUCUCUCAGAUGUUGAAAAAUAUGCAUCGAAUUGAGCUGCCCGCUCAGAUGGGCUCCUUGUUGGGAUCUAGUCUGGCUCUGCAGUAUCUGGACUGUGUGCAGGAGGAGUCCACGCUCUUGCGCCUCAAUUUCUGGCUGGGCUGUGCACUCCACGAAGAAUUUCUGUUUUGCAGCCAGACUUCAGAAGAAGCUCUCCAGUUUUUGAACAAUUUACUGUCUGUGCAGCAUUUCCUCCAGGAGGGAUUUUCCAGCUCUGAAGCUUUCCUUUACAAGUUUCUCAACGUCUGGGAUGGCUCUCUGCUCCGCCCGCAGAUCCUCGGUCUUUUGAGUAACAUCCCUGUCAUCCCCAGCACACAAAUCGGACGGCUGCUGUUUGAGCCCCUCACGCAGCUCUUCUUCACAUCCUCGCUAUUUUUCAAGUGUGGCCUGAUGGAGUGUUUAAACAACAUGCUGCUGAAGUGGCUGACCUGGCACUCUGUGUACGCUCUGGAGGACGACCUGGACAUCAGCCUCAACAGCCACACCUCCAUAAACAUCACUCUAUCUGGGUUUAAGGAUUCAGUGAUGGAGCUGGUUCACUUUGUGGGCCGUCUGGCGUCUUUGGGCCUUCAGCUGGAGGGCUGCAACACUCUUCUCCUCAGCUUUAUCCUGGAUUUCUAUGAGACUGCGAGCGACACCUUUCUGAAGUUUGACCUUCCCCUUGUGGUGAUGCCCCCUCCUGGAGUUUUCUACCCGGCGCUGUUGGCCACUGACCCUGUGAGCGUGGACAGACUGGCGUAUAUCAUGCACAGGUAUAAACUGAACCUGACAUCCGCUAAGAGUCAGGAAAAGCGGACGGAGGCCUUUCACAUCAGCCGGCAAACUUUCCUGGAGUUCAACCACUACCUGGUCUUCAUGGUCAACUGCCUGUGGAACUGCAGGAUGUUCCAUGCGAACACGGACUUGCACGUGAGGGAAGAGCUGCUUCACAAGAGCAACGUUCCUCAGCCCUGGGCGCGGUUCGACUUCAUCCACCACCCGGCUUUCAUGAGCUACGCUGUGGACUUUCACCAGAAGUGCUGGCCGGGCAGGAAGGCCGUGGACCUCGAUUCCAUAAAGCAGUCCAAGCCCUGGAGCUGGUACCUGGAGUAUCUUUUCAAUCAGGGCUUCGACGGCCUUAAAGACUUUGUUCACAGCAGCAUCACUAAGCAGGUGACGCCGGGUGACGAGCGGGGCGAUUCCCAGCGGAGGUAGAAGGUCAUACCGCAAGAAAAUCUCCACCUGUUAUUUUAAGUUUGAUUAAAAGCUUGUAAAUAUUUCAUUUCCUCGUCUUGUGUUAGUUUCCUGUUUUUAUGUACAUACUCUUUUCUUUGCUAAAGCACUUUGAGCUGCUUUUCUUGCAUUUUGCUGUGCAAAUAAAAUAAUAUUAUAAGUUUGUGUCUUAAGGAACCCUAAUAACAUGAUACUAGUGUGUGCUGACAACAUGAAUUGGUGUUGUCUAAAACUCUUUGUUUGUAGGAAGUGAUAUUCACUUCUUUAUCUUAUUAUUCAUGUAUGAAUUGUAAAUACACACCCAUACGCAUUUUUAUGAACAAACCACAAGUUUCUUGCAUUUCUGUUAACCUGUGUCUAUAAUAAGGUGAAUGGAACUCAAAGCUUUCAAAACUGUAAAUAUAAAAAAAAAAAAAAAA
Molecule: messenger RNA, 2780 nt
Organism: Oryzias melastigma (Indian medaka)
Lineage: Eukaryota; Metazoa; Chordata; Actinopteri; Beloniformes; Adrianichthyidae
Gene: cenpi
Product: centromere protein I
Exons: 20
Coding region: 157-2343 (728 amino acids)
Cellular component (GO): kinetochore
Source: RefSeq, a predicted model, not a curated record